This is a messenger RNA of Seminavis robusta, 994 nucleotides long. NCBI's taxonomy places the organism in Eukaryota, Bacillariophyta, Bacillariophyceae, Naviculales, Naviculaceae. The record is from the annotation of a GenBank genome assembly.
GCCAGAUGGAUCUUAGUUUCUUAAUUCUCAAGAACGAGCGGUAUCUGGUAUGAAGUGGUUGCACGGGCAAGUGUUGCCGUCCAUCGGGUUUUGUCUUGCGGUUCCUUAUUAGCAGCUUUUUGACAACCAGAGUGUUGCCAACCUAGCAGGAGUGACGCGUUUUCAUGCACCAAUUUUCCUACUCUGGUGUUUGCAACCUCCAAUAUGACGACCGAGGCUGAAGAACUGGUCUCGGGAUCCUCUGGCCAAGGAUCGUCUUCUUCCCAACAGACUAGCCCUGAGGGUCUUCUGUCACAGGCCGCCAAAGUUUGGUACUAUUUCCUUAUUCGAGGCAUCAUCUUGUUGCUCUUGGGAGUGGCAUUUCUAUGCUUCCCAGAAGAAACGGUCACCACCGUGACGAUCCUGUUUGGAGUCAUGCUGCUGUUGGAAGGGCUCAACGCGGGUGCACAAAUGUGCGCUCUGUCCAACAGUGACGCGCACAAUCCACUCGGGGGUGCCAUGGCAAUCUUUUACUUUUUCCUCAUGGUCGUGAAUAUAGGAUUGGGCAUUGCGCUCUUUGCGUUUCCCGAUACAACGGCACAAGUGUUACUGAUUCUGGUCGCAGUCUACUUUAUCGCCAUGGGAUGUGUGCAAAUACUCUUUGUUUGUUGCUUGCAGAGUGGCAGUACCGGUCUGCAGCAACAACAACCCGGUGCCCUGAUCUGCAUGCUGUUGGGCGGGGCGCUCUACGUGGCAUUUGGAAUGCUCAUGCUCGAUGAUUUGGAUCACGGAAUCCGAUUCUUUGCAAUCUUUAUUGGACUUGUCCUCAUGAUGUUCGGCAUGCAAAUCAUGUGUUUUGCUUGUUUGCUACGAGCAGCUUCGGGUGCCAUUGACCGUCAGAACGAGUUUGACGAGGAAUUGAAGUUGAAGGAACCUGCCAAGCCGGAUCCAGACACCUCCAGUAGUAAUGGUGUCGAAGCAAGCGAAAUCGUUUAGGAAACUGCAUUUAUUUUUG